CAUCCUCGCUGAUUGGCGAAGAGAUGUCGGCCAUCUUGGAUUGUAGCGGGGAAGAAAGAUUGAUGCGGUGACACGCGGUAUGUUUGGUGCUAACCGGAAGAAGUUUAUGGAGGGAGGGGUAGAGAGCGACUACGCGGACGACUCCAGCCUCUACUACACCCAGCAGUCCAUGUUCCCUCCACACCGCCCUGACAAAGACAUGCUGGCGUCUUCCUCUGCGUCCUCAACGGGUCAACUGUCACAGCUAGGGGCCAGUUUAUAUGGCCCGCAGAGUGCUUUGGGGUUUCCCAUACGUGGUAUGAACAGCAGCGCAGCGCCGCAGUUAAGUCGAAGUGGGUUGAACCAGUCUGGCAGCCAGCUCCCCAGUCAUGCCAGUACACCAAACACUGGCACGAUGCACACGCCUCCCUCACCGAGCAG
Plectropomus leopardus (leopard coralgrouper) is the source of this 420-nucleotide messenger RNA. The record is from RefSeq and is a predicted model, not a curated record. NCBI's taxonomy places the organism in Eukaryota, Metazoa, Chordata, Actinopteri, Perciformes, Serranidae.